AUGACAGAGGUUAAGCGAGCUGAGCUAAUCGUCUUCUGUUUCAUGCUGCUUCACGGUUUUGUAGCAGCAUUGAAUUGUACCAGCUCAAGCCCUGAAUCCUUGUUCAAUGCAUUUGAGAAGGAUUUAUUUCCAAAAAAACUGGUGCGGCCCGUAAAAAGGUUUUCAGAUCCAAUUAAUGUAACCGUCAGCAUCACUGUGGUGGGAAUUUUAGGAGUGAAUGAAAAAGCCCAAACCCUGACAACAUUCUUAUGGCAAGUCCUGGAGUGGGAUAUAGAGGGACUGAGCUGGGAUGAGAAGGAAUGUGGAACCAAAAGAGUCUCUGUCCCUCGGGAAAAGCUUUGGAGUCCAGAUGUCCAAAUCUCAGAGUUCAUGGACGAGGACAAAUCUCGCGAAAGUCCCUAUCUCUACUUAUACAACACAGGUCAUGUUUAUGAUGAUAAGCCAGUCAGAGUGAUCAGUUCCUGCCGAUUAAUAAUCUACACUUUCCCCUUCGAUAUCCAAAACUGUACUCUGACCUUUGGAUCACAUCUACACUUUGCUUCAGAAAUAACGAUGAAUCAAGGCGCCACAUCUGAGGAGAUCCUGAAGGAGUCCAGAGAAGUGAUAAAGACCAAUGGAGAGUGGGAGCUUGUCGACAUCAAAGUGUCCACAUCUACUCUGGUGUUAGAUGAGAGAAGCUACUCUGAGAUCAAAUACUUUAUCAUUUUAAGACGUAGGCCAAUCCUGUAUGUGGUGAACCUCCUGAUCCCCAGCUGCUUCCUCAUCACAUUGGACAUUUUCAGCUUCCUGCUGCCUCCCCAUAGUGUGGACAGAUGUGCCUUCAAGAUGACCCUCAUCCUGGGCUACACGGUCUUCCUGCUCAUCAUGAAUGACCUGCUACCUGUCACUGGGUAUACAACACCUAUUUUGAACGUUGCGUUCUCAAUCAGUUUCGCUCUGAUGGUGGCCAGCCUGUUGGAGACCAUAUUUAUCACUAAUAUCCAGUUUAGCUCCAGCCAGUACAAUGCGGUGCCUCACUGGGUCAGCGUCCUUGUGCUACACUAUCUAGCUAUAGUCGUUUGUCUCCCCCCGAAAAAGAAGAGUAACCGUGUCACCGUCUCCAUUCGCCCACCUGCUGGAGACAUCAUCCCAACAAAUGAGUUUCAGAGCAUCUCUGGUAGCACACCUUCAUUAAAACCCCCUCUGGAGCCAGCCCUGGAUGAACUGAUGAAGCUGAGCAAUGAUCUCAGGGUCAUCCGCCUCCUGAUGGAAAAACACUGCGAGGGAAGCAAAACAUCGCGGGAGUGGUACAUGGUCGGUAUAGUCAUAGACCGUCUGCUUUUUGGCAUCUACAUUGUCUUCAUCUUGGUCAGCUUUAUUACCAUUGUAUGUAUCUGGGUUUUUAGCAACUUACUGCACUGAUUUACCUAGCUGGAGAGUAAAAUCACAUUGAUAAGUUGAUCACCAACAAAAGUUUGAAUGAGCUAAUAGUUAACAAAAUGAGUGAUGACAUGUAGUAUCGUUUUGAUUGUCCAAGUAGUUCUGGUAGAAAAUUAACCUAUUCAUUUUUCUGUAUAUAAGAAUUAUUUUAAAUGUCAAUACUUCUCAGACAAUGAUUUGUCUCUGCCCUCAUGACCAUCAAGGAGCAGAAGGAACUUUGUGCCAAAAAGACUUUAACUUUGGAUGGCACCCACAUGAUUUGACUAUUUCAGACAGCUGAAGACUGAUAUUACCUUCAGAUUAGCUUUAGAAUACAUUUUUGCAGAGAACAAGGACUGUGGAUUUUUUCUAUCAUUGACAUCAGUACCACAUUAGGAAGGGAUGCCUUAAUGGCCAGCAUGAUGGGAGGAAUGAUUACAGCAAGCAAAACCUGUUACACUGUUAAUGGGCGCCUGAAUAUUGUUUUGAAAUGCGUCAUAAGAGCACCAUAUUUUGAAAUGUCAUGUGUGCGCUUUCAAUCUCAUAGAAGGAUCUUUUUGGC
Molecule: messenger RNA, 1960 nt
Organism: Thunnus maccoyii (southern bluefin tuna)
Lineage: Eukaryota; Metazoa; Chordata; Actinopteri; Scombriformes; Scombridae
Product: 5-hydroxytryptamine receptor 3A-like
Exons: 9
Coding region: 1-1401 (466 amino acids)
Biological process (GO): signal transduction; nervous system process; regulation of membrane potential
Cellular component (GO): neuron projection; membrane; synapse
Molecular function (GO): neurotransmitter receptor activity; transmembrane signaling receptor activity; extracellular ligand-gated monoatomic ion channel activity
Source: RefSeq, a predicted model, not a curated record